AAAGCGGAAGUGGAGAAUGAAUGGACCGUCAAUGCUAAUAAGUUUGAAGGGAAAGAACGACUCUAUUAAGCACUUGGAACUUAAAACAUAAAACACUUAAAACACUUGACCAUAGGUUGAACUGAACAUCUGGUGUCUCUGUCGGUCUCGCGUUACAGAGUGUUUCAGAGUUCAACAAUGCAGUGUAACACAAUGAAGGCUAUUCUGAUUUUGAUUUUGGCUUCAACAUUUAUGGGUGUCUUUUUUAAAGCAGCUGUCUGUGAGAAUAUUCCGUCUGGUUUUACAUUAAUAAACCGAGCGUACACAUUCCCCGGUAACGCCAGCGGCUGUCAUCACGCUGAAUGGAGGAAGAGCCCCCCCGCAGACGCCACUAUCGCCACAUUCACAGAUCAUACGUGCACGACUGAAGAAGGCUUUGAGGAGGAGUUCACAUGUAAAGACCAGCAUCUGCUUCUCAGAGCAGCUAGAUACACAGACCAGGGGCGCUACGAGUUCAUCUGUAACACGGCUACAACAGCAACUCAAUUGGACGUUCUGUAUGCUCUAAAGCUGAGUGUAGACGAGACAGACAGCAUCACCUUCAGCUGUUAUUCACGCAGCGCCGAGGAUGUGACGUGGCUGCAUGACAAGGAGACAGUUUUGCACUACACGAUGGACGGAUCCGUGAUUCCUGGCAAAGGUUACGAGGGAAGAGCAUCGCUGGAGAAGACCUGCUUCACAACCGGCGAUUUCUCUCUGACCAUCUCUAAUGUUCGCCAGGCAGAUGCUGGCGUAUACCGCUGUUUUGUGGAUGAUGAAACCAUUAAAGGAUACCCACAUGCCUAUGAGCUGGAAGUGAACGAGAAACGCUCCAGUCCAGGAGACCAAACACACCCCGACUGCAAUGAAGCAGCUCUGGUUUUUUAUAAGACAUCCACCAUAGUUUUGGGGCUCAUCUUGGGGCUCAUCUUGGGGCUCAUCUUGGUUGUCAGUGUGAUAUGUUUGAUCAUAAAACUACACAAUCGUUGGUCCACAUCCGCUCCAUCCACUCAGAAGAGUGAGGAGAGCACACCUGAAAAUGACUGUAUGCUGAUGUCUGACAGAACUCCAGCCACCGAUGAACGUCCGCCUGUCCAGGAGAGCGACUACACCGAAAAUAAGCCUUCUGGCACACAACCUAUUUUUGAAAUCUGGCAGAAUGAAGCUUGUGAAGAAGAUACAGACAUCUAGGCCUGUUUCACUCAAGCAAUAGUGUUCAUAAAACAUCAGGUUCAUGUUGAGCUCUCACAGUGUUUCUCUUCCUUAAAACGUAUUGGUUUAUUGUGGACAAAACUGACUGUUGCAGACCUGCCAACCUGUACAAAUUUUGAACUCAAAGUACGUUUAUAGUUUCAGUUUAAAGCCUUAUUUUUAGUUUAGUAACUUUAACUUCUGCUUUAAAAGGAUUUAUUUUAUUUUUUUUAGAUUGCAGUGUUACAAUGUUUUAACCCUUUCUUGCACAUAAUAUAUGCCUACAUGCUUACAUUCACUUUAUUUGUUUAUCCAAAUAUCAAAUACCAAGAUAUACAGGCUACCGUAUACCGCAAAUCAGCCGAUAGAGAUAUGAAUCUCCCAGCCCAUUCAGACGUGUACCAGAGUUUCUAAUCUUUUGAAUGGCAUUAUAAAAAAAAACACAAAUUAAACAGUUAUGUUAAACCAUUACAGCAAACAGUAAAACACUAAACUGUUUACCCCCCCCCC
This is a messenger RNA of Carassius gibelio (silver crucian carp), 1719 nucleotides long. RefSeq lists its product as uncharacterized. Bases 178 to 1209 code for a protein of 343 amino acids. The record is from RefSeq and is a predicted model, not a curated record. Lineage: Eukaryota; Metazoa; Chordata; Actinopteri; Cypriniformes; Cyprinidae. The transcript is spliced from 5 exons. Gene Ontology annotation, cellular component: external side of plasma membrane. Gene Ontology annotation, biological process: immune response; cellular response to lipopolysaccharide; cell surface receptor signaling pathway.